Nerophis lumbriciformis (worm pipefish) is the source of this 1176-nucleotide messenger RNA. The record is from RefSeq and is a predicted model, not a curated record. Lineage: Eukaryota; Metazoa; Chordata; Actinopteri; Syngnathiformes; Syngnathidae.
AUGAGCGAUUGGCAAGGCGUCUAUCCCGCGGUCACCACCCAGUUCACCACCGACCAAAAGGUCGACCUGCCGGCGACUUCACGUCACGUCGAGGCCCUGGCCGAGGCCGGCGUCGACGGCAUCGUCAUGCUCGGUACCCUCGGCGAAGGCACCUCGCUGUCGUUCGAGGAGAAGCUAGCAGUGCUCGAGGCCACUCGCGAUGUUUGCGCGGGCCGGCUGCCGGUGUUGAGCUGCGUGGCCGAAUACACCACCGCUGGCGCCUGCCAAAUGGCUGAGGCUGCCGAGGGCCUCGGGCUCGACGGUCUGAUGGUGCUGCCGGCGAUGGUCUACAAAUCCGAUGUCCGCGAGACCCUGACCCACUUCCGCACCGUGGCACGGGCCAGCGGACUACCGGUGAUGGUCUACAACAACCCGGUUUCCUAUGGCGUCGACAUCACCCCCGAGAUGUUCGGUGAGCUCGCCGAAGAGCCCACCCUGGUGGCGAUCAAGGAGUCCUCGGACGAUGUGCGGCGGAUCACCGACAUCAUCAACGUCUGCGGCGACCGUUUUCAGCUCUUCUGCGGUGUCGACGAUCUGGCUCUCGAAGCAAUCGUCAUGGGAGCGGUGGGCUGGGUGGCCGGGCUGGUCAACGCUUUUCCCCACGAGACGGUGGCGAUCUGGCGGUUGAGCCAGGCCGGCGAGCUCGGCCGGGCGCGCGAGAUUUAUCGCUGGUUUGCCCCGGCGCUGCACCUGGAUACAGACAUCAAGCUGGUGCAGUACAUCAAGUUGGCGGUGCAGGAGUGCGGUUUGGGCAACGAGGCGGUGCGGGCGCCCCGGUUGACUUUGGCCGGCGAAGAACGCGACCGGGUGCUGGCGGUGAUCCGUCAGGCGAUCGCCAGCCGGCCGACACUUGGCAGUGCGACCUAUCCGAAAGAGCAGUACGACAGCGCCUAUGAAGGCGGUGAGAAUCGCGCCGAGCAGGCCGGCUGGGAAAACGCCGAGGUUACCCAACAGGAAGCCGCUGAGGAAGGCACCGGCAAUGCCGACUACGAUGUUGCCGAGCAGGCCGAAGCCCAGCCCUUUCAUGACUUGACCGGCGAGAAAGCCGGCAAUCGCGCCGACGAUCAGAACACUAGAGAAUGUCCAUCAGGGUCUCCUUGCUGGUUACUCCGGGCUAGCCCACGCACCGCGACCUAG